Messenger RNA from Cinara cedri, 4486 nucleotides. The record is from the annotation of a GenBank genome assembly. NCBI's taxonomy places the organism in Eukaryota, Metazoa, Arthropoda, Insecta, Hemiptera, Aphididae.
AUGAAGUUGGCAAAUGUUGGAGCUUUUAAGAACUGGUUUAUUGGUCCGAGAAAGAAAGGUGAAUUGUUGAAACGGCGAUGUAAAAAAAAAAAAAUGAUUGUACAGCUGCUUUCUUCUUUUUUUUAAAUUUUUUCAUACAUUAUAUUCAGUAAUUAGGGGAACAAAUUUUAAUUGUAACACAUACUAAACGAACUCACCAAGCAAACGCUGUCUUAAUAUGCAAUACAAUAUGAUUAAAAACCAAUAAAAUAUUUUUAUUUAUAUGUAUUUAAUGUUUAAAAGUAUUUUGUUUUGUUAAUAAUAAUAUUCUACGGCACAAAGUGGCAACGUCGCACCUAUUUUCGUGCUCAAUCGUGUUUUUUUUUUUUUUUUGAGGUUUUAAGGUUUCUAUUGUUUAUAUGUGACCGUGCUCAAUCGGGUUCCAGUCGCUCGGUCGUUAGGCUAAAUUUUUUCCACGUAUCGAAUAAACAUCUGAAAUAUUUCACGAAACGUCGAUUCUCUUUUCGCGCAAAAGUACUCUUUGGUGUUUGUCAUACGUGAUUUUGGUCAUAAUGGAUACAUAUACUGUAGAUACGGUCACAACGGUAAUCUUCGGAGUUUCCGUAAGAUCUUCGACCAGAGCUGAUAACAAUUGAUACCGUUAAUGAACCGUUAAUAGCGGACGUCAGCCGUUCGAUUGGAAUGAAAUAAAAACGAUAGCCGUCACCGACGGAUUACGCGGCUUGUUGUAGUUUUUUUUUUUUUUUUUUUUUCGAAAUAUCUUUGUCUAAUUGUUGAAAUUAAUACAUGAUAAAACUUCACGAUUGUGUUUCAUCUAUAUUGUACAACUAUUAUACAACCGUUUCGAAUAAUCAAUACGAACACUCAUAGUUUAUGAUUGUUGUCUUAUACACGAAAUAUUAAACUAAUGAUUUUAUUUAUAACAAGCCGAAUUACACUAUUUAUUAAACCUAACUUUAUAUGUAUAACUCGUUAUACGUGUAAAAUUUUAGCUUUAUUCUCUUUUGGAGCAGCCAAAAGUGUCCAAAUUAUACCGGGAAAAAGAUAUAUAAUACAGACACAGUAACAAUUCGAUAAAACAUAGAUUUAUGGACAAAUCUGUCGACGUAUAUAUGCGAGUAUAACACCGACCGUAUUAUCAUAUCGUAGUGGCCAAACAAAUUAAAAUGAUAUAACGGCAAAUUUGUGAUAUGCAACUGGUGUUGUGACUCUCACUGCAGGCAGCGAAUUUAUCGGUUACGUGUAAGUAGCGUAGAAAUCCGAAAUAUGUUAGAGGUGCAAUCGUAUCAAUUAUAUUUAGUCGUGAUUAUUGUUUCGUUAAUGAAUUAUCAUUAAAUCGUCUCCGACUUUUGGAUCUGCGUUGCGUUUUUUGAUAAACCCCAGACAGCAAUUUUGCAAUGUCAAUAUUUCAUGGAUAUUGGAUGUUCGUUGAGAAAUUAAUAUUACAAAUUUAAGAUUAAAUGGACAUUGUAUUAUUAUUUAAAUUCCAAGUUGAAAAUGUAUAUGUAUAUCAUUAUAACACAAUAUAUUGAUUAUUAAAUGUUGGAUUGUAACUAUGGGUUCAAUAUUUAUACAUUGUUGAAUAUGUAAUAUAAAUUCAAUUAUAUUUAAUAAUAUUGCAAAGACAUUGAUUUUCAUUGAAAUUUAAAUAUUACAUUUCUAUAAUAGCUAACAAUAUUAAAACGUUGAAAAUACAAUAAUAUUCAAAUGUUAUUGCAGUUAUACUCGUUCAACGCCACGGUCGACGGUUGGUUGUCGACAUCUUAAACAUUACCCUGAUCGCUGGUGUCGACUAACCGUCAACAUAUAUAUAUAUUCCUAGUAUGCAAUUGUUUAUAGAAUUUGCUAAACAACUUUUAAUGAUUUUAUUAAAAAUAUUCAAAUUAUAUAUGGCAUGCAUUUAAUUUCACAUAAUGUACACGGAUUACUGCAUUUGUGUGAAGAUUAUAAUUUAUUUGGUCCAUUAGACAAUGUCAGUUGUUUCCCAUUUGGAAAUUUUCUUAAAAAAUUCAAAGUUAUGUUAAGAAAGAAUGAACAACCAUUAGAGCAAAUUAUUAAACGGUUUAAAGAACUUGAAAAGAAAUUGUACUCUUAACUCAAAUGGUAUUAUUAAUAGUAAAAACACAAUUGUAAAGAACCACCAUAAAAAUGGCCCUUUACCAAAUUCAAUCCAAUGAUUUCAGUUCACAACAUUAAUUCUAAAACAUAAAUUAAUCACAUUAAAAAUAGAUUCAUAAUCUAAUUGUUAUUUUGGAACAUUGGAUAAUAAUGUUGUUCAGGCAAUUAAUAUUGUAAAAGUUAUGGAUACUGAACAAAUUAUGGUAGUGGGGAAAAUAUUUACUGUAAAAAAACUAUUAUAGAUAAAAACAGUAGUUGUAUAGAUUAAAAGGCAAUCUCAAAAUACCCUAAAAUAUCAAUCCCACAAUAUGAAUAUGAAUAUGAGCUUCAAAGUCAAGUACAUCUGAAAUCGGUAAGUUAUUGUAAACUGCAGUAUAUAUAUAUAUAUUAAAGUAGUCCUGAUUUUUUCAAUGUGAUUUUUUUAAUACGGUACACCCUUAAUUUGUUAAAUUAUAUGAGUAAGUAACGUAACAGAACAAUUAAAUUCUAAUAAUAAUUAUUUUCAUAGCCACCGUGCAACAAAUGUUUACGGUAUUUUUUCGACAAGUAUAUAUAUUUUAUAGAUUUCAAUACACAAGAAAAAUCAAUUUAGAAAAGUGUAUAUAAUACAUUGAAUGUUGUUACUAUGAAACUUUUCAUAAAAACCAAUGGACUUACAAGAAUUUCAUUUAGUUCGUUACAUAUUUACCAUAAUGCUAUACCUUCUGAAUUAAAUAAAAAACACAAAAUGCCCUCUUUUUCAACUCUAAUGCGGCACCAGAACGGGUUGAGUGAGAUCUUCCAAAUUUUAGCCACAUUACUUACUCAUAUAACUUACAAAUAAGGUGGGUACUGUGUUAACUUUUCNCGAUUCAGAUUAUGAUAAGGAUUACAAUCCUUAUAAUAAUAAUUUGAUAUCUCCAGCAAUAAGUAGUAUAGCUGAUUUAUCAAAUACACAACACCCUAUUGAUAUACAAUGCCCUAUUGAAACACAGCAGUUUAUUGAUCACGAUACGGAUAAAAGCAGACAUUUUUAAGACUAUAGGUACAUAAAAAAAAGUUGGUUUUUGUAUUAAUAGCUAAUAAAUAUAGUAUUCUACUAUAUAUAUAUUAAUGUAUUAUUUUAUAAACAAUUUAAUUUAAUACUACUGGAUAAUAAAUUUAUUAAUUAGUUAUAUAAUUAGUCCACAACUAUUUGGAUAAUAAACUAAUAGAAAAUCAUGAAUUUCGAUUACAAAUAAUAUGUAUUAUUAUAUAAAUAAAGAAUAACUUUAGCUAAACAAACAUUCAUAAAGAAAAACAGUUUAUUAACUAGCAAACACCUUAAAAUCGAAACGAAGAAAAAAUGCAUUAAAACAUUUGUGUGGAGUGUGUUACUAUAUGGAUGUGAAACUUGGACUAUCAGGAAAAAGGAAAAGGACCGCUUAGAAGCAAUAGAAAUGUGGAUUUGGAGAAAAAUGAACAAAACAUCAUGGGUUGAAAUCAAAACAAAUGAGCAAGUGCUGAAAGAUGUAAGCGAAAAAAGGAAUAUAAUAAAACACAUACAAAAAAAAGAAAACGAAAUUAAUAAGACAUAUUCAGACAAAACACAUUUAUGAAAAAUAUCUUCGAAGGAAAGAUCUUGGGGAAAAGAUCUAGAGGACACCAAAGAACAUUAUAUAUCCAAGACCUCAAACAUCUCAUGUAGGUCACAACAUAUUCAAAAUUGAAAAACAUGGCAAAUGACAGAGACUUAUGACGACCUUUCGACAAGGCGAGAACUUUAGAUGAUGAUGAUCAAGAUUAUAUAAAUAAAAUUAUAAUCUUAAUUCAUUGAUGAUAAUAUAUAUAUAUAUAUACAAUAUAUGAGUCACGGGGGGGGGGGGAGAGGUUUUAACAACUUAAAACCUUUAACUGCCAUUAUGUUGAAAUUUUUAUCUAUCAAUUAUGUUUUAGAUACAAGAAUUAACAAGGCUAUUAGGCAUAAAUGUCAAAAGGUCAAUAAAACGAAUUUUUGAAAAGUUUUUCAGCGAUAAAUUGUUAUAUGGUUAUUUGUUUCUUGAUAUUCGUACAAAAAAAUCAUUUUCAUCCUUGAAUAUAUGUUCAGUAAUUAUUGGUAUAUAUAUAUAAUUAUUAAUAUAUAUAUAUAUAAUUUUAUUAUAUAAUUUCCUCUUUAGAUAAAUUUAUUUAUUUUUGCACAAUUUAAUAAAUUUAAUAUAAUUAUUAUAUAUAUUAUAUGAGCAUUUUAUCAUAUAUAAUUUUGUUUUUAGAGGCAAUACGAAAGGAUUCAAUUUUUGGACAUAUUCAAAAUAGGGAAAUUGAAGAUGUUAUACAAAAACACUUGGCACAAAGGCCAUUUGUUAUCAAAAGAAAUGAACAUAUAUCAAAAAUUAAAUCGAAUAGCAUGUAA